GCGCCCGCCAUUUUCGAGCAGGGGGAGCUGCUGUUCUGCUUGCGGAUCCUGGGGUGGAGUGGCCUUGGGGCUGCUUUCUCUCCCGUUUUCUCUUCUGGGGGGCCUCGGAGUUAUCGUCCGGGCCUCUUCGGCUCUUCCUAGGUUUCUCGGGACUUAAACUGGGAUGUAAAUUUCUUCUGAUCCUUCCGUGAAGGCUGAAUCCCAUUCGUUGAGGAGGCGUCGGGGGUCUCAAGGUACCACGUUAUCCGCGCCGCAGGUGUCUGCUCACCGGCGGGAAGGAUCGGCGUUGCGGGAGAGCAGCUCUCUUUUUGCCCCAAAUCUCAGUGGGCAGGGACAGCCCUUCGAAAGGCUUCUCGUCUGACAGUUGGUCCGCGAAACGUCUGUCAGCGCUAAAACCUUCAUGCUGAUGUUAAAGAAGCUGGAACAAUGGGAGUGACUAAUCUGUGGCAAAUCCUCGAGCCUGUGAGACAGCCUGUCAACUUGAGCAGUCUCAAGGGAAAAACACUUGCUGUUGAUUUAAGUCUAUGGGUUUGUGAAGCACAGACAGUUAAAAAGAUGGUUGGAGUAGUUACCAAGCCACAUCUGAGAAACCUAUUUUUUCGACUGUCUUUCUUAACAUCAAUGGGAAUUAAACUAGUGUUUGUCAUGGAGGGAGAAGCCCCAAAGUUGAAGGCAGACACCAUGAGUAAGAGGAAUGAGAUGCGCUAUGGACCUUCCAAGAAAGUUGGAGCUGCAAGAACAGGGAGAUCAUUCUUUAAAGCCAUUUUAAAAGAGUGUCUCCAACUGCUGGAGUGUUUAGGUAUCCCUUGGGUUCAAGCAGCUGGGGAAGCAGAAGCGAUGUGUGCCUACCUAAAUGCAAAAGGACUCGUUGAUGGCUGCAUUACGAAUGAUGGCGAUGUCUUCUUAUAUGGUGCUCAAACAGUUUAUAGGAACUUUGCCAUGAAUGCUAAGGAUCCACAUCUUGACUGUUACACAAUGUCAUCUAUUAAGGAGAAACUUGGUUGUGACAGAGAGUCUUUGAUUGGGCUGGCUAUUCUUCUGGGUUGUGAUUAUCUUCCAAAAGGUGUUCCGGGAGUUGGAAAGGAACAGGCUUUAAAGUUAAUUGAGACUUUGCAAGGUCAAAACUUACUGCAAAGGUUUGAGCAAUGGAAAGAACAAUCUCAGUAUGAUACUAAUCCACUUCUAGUUGUUAAAAGGACAGUUCACUGUUCUGAGUGCCAUCAUCCAGGAUCGUACAAGGAACAUGAGCACAGUGGAUGUCAGUUCUGCAAAAGCUCUAGAUACUGCAAACCCAGUGACUCCAAACACUGCUGCCCUUGCGAAUGGCAUCAGUUAGAACGAGCGAAACAAGCAAAUGCAGUGGAGGACAAUAUCAGAAAAAAAGCCAACAGUUGUGAGGGCUUUCCAUUCUCUCAGGUUAUCCAAGAAUUUCUUGUAAACAAGAAUAAAUUGAUCAACAUCAAGGAAUGUCAACGACCAAAUUUAUUGUCUUUUCAGAUAUUUGCAGCUGAGAAGAUGGAAUGGACCAAACAUUAUGCUUGUAAGAAACUGUUAGCACUAUUGACACAUUAUGAUAUGAUGCAAAGAAAGUCUGGAUACACUGAUUCAAAACAACUGCAGGCAAUACGGAUAGUCAAGCCACGUGUUAAAAAUGGAAUUCCUUGUUUUGAAGUCGAGUGGCAAAAGCCAGAACAUUAUAUUGAUGCAGAAGAUGAACCUGCAGAGCUGUUUGUAGUCACAAUAGAAGAGGAGUCUUUGUUUCAGGCUGCUUAUCCUGAUGUUGUUGCCCUUUAUCAAGAUGAAACAUCAGAAGUUCUGAAGAAGAAACAGAAAAGCAGGAAAGACAGACCAAAAGAAAAGGAAUUAUUACAUGUUUAUGAUGAAGUUAGCGACCUUCUGUCUCAAAUGAAUUUAAAAUCUAAAUGUGGAAUUAUUUCUAUGCCAGACUCCCUGUCAGAUAGAAAAACUCCCCCAGAAGAUCAGGCAUGCCAGAGAAAUACAGAAUUAAAAGAUUCAAGGUUAGCUAAAGGUUCUUCUGUAACAAGUGUUCAGAUGCCAGCAUCAGCAGCUCCUCUUCCUCUGACUGCACCACCUUACUCCCUUAUACAGGGCACAUUGACUGACUCAUCUGUAUGGCCAGCACAACUGACUAAACAUUCAGAGGUACCAUGCUUUUCCUCUGUAACAGCUGGUGCACAGCUGAACAAUAUUAACUGGAAAGGAACCUUGUUCAGUGCUUUACCAGCCCAUGGGGGUGGUACCUGUGAUCCAGCAGCUGACUUAACUGCAUGUUUAAAACACAGGGAUCCGCUAUCCUAUGAUACAGUAAGAAGUAGCUCAGAAUAUUCUGAUGCUAUGCAGUCUGAUCAACAUCACUCUGAUAGUGCAGAUGAUUGGGUUUCAGAUGAUGCCAUGGAACAACUUCAGGAGCGGUCUUUAAGUGAGCGAAUACUUAAGAAGACUUGCAUUCCAUCAAAGCCCUUGUUGUCUGAAGAUGUAGUACAAGUGGAAUCUUUGAAAUGUUUUAAACAAACAAAAGAAACAUUGAGCUUUGAUAAAGAUCAUGUCUCUUCCUCAUGUCAGUUCAAUAAACUAGUGCAGGGAAGUAAGAAUGUGCUGUCAGAAAACCGUGCAAGGGAAUCCAGUGUACCCAUUUAUCAAGAUCAGUACAAAAAGACUGAGAGCCUGUCCAAGGUGGUGGAAAAAGACCGUGAUGGAAACAUUUCAACAUCUCCAGCCUUCAGUGGGCAACCAGAGACACUCCAUCUCGGGCACAGAAGUCUUCCAGCAUCUCAAAAGCCAGCAGGUGUUGUAAGUGACUGUCAUAUUGAAGAAGCUUGUACUCAGCCUGCUUGGAAAACUUCUAAAAAGAGCGUGUGUGAGAACAGAUGUUCUUCUAGUGAAGACAGUGAUGACAUGCAUAGAAAUCUAAUCUGUGAGCAGCAGAAAAAGCAACUGAACCCUGGUCAGUUUAAAAAAUGUUUUAAGAAGAAAAGGAGUAACACUGUUAAUAGCAAAAGAACCAACAGUGACUCAGCCCUUGUAAUUAAAGGGAAACAGAAAAAGACCAAUUUUACAAAAUCUGGUAAUAGUUUCUCAUUGAAAGUAUCUCCAAAACCAUCCUCUCUAGGGGAAGUUAAUUGUUCCCCAAGUUCAGAGCAAUCAUUUGAGAGGUCAAGUUCUGCUCCCACGCAAAAAGCUGAAAGUGCUCUUCUGACUUGUGUGUGGACAGACAGUCCCCUUCCCCUGUCUGAAAGACUGAAAGGAAGAAUAAAAACCAAUUAGGUUCUCUAUAAAAUAGGUUAUGAUACCAAUUAACUCUGAACCUUCACUUUUAUCAGAGUUUUUUCCUCAAAGUUUCUGCAUUAUACUCUUAGCAAUUUUAAGUGGACGUGGUGAUGAAUGACUAAGAAAUGCUGUGAAAUGCUGCAUAGUGGUGCUGAAAUUUGAAACCAAAAUGUCAGCAAAAACACCAAAUAGCUGAUUAUAGUUAUUCUAGAGUGAUACAUAAGCAUCAAAAUACAGUGUACAAGGCACCAGGAGGGUUUAUUCAUGAAAUAAGGUUGUUUUUUUCUCCCUGACAAUGGUAAGGUUUUUGUGUACUGCUAUUGGGUCUUCUGUUUAUAAAAACAGACUUACUGAAAUGGUGCCUGCUCAAAUGUGGGAGAUUCUUAAUAAGACAAAGUGAUACAGCUGAUUCCAACUGAAAUUUUCCAUUUUGCUCCACCAACUUAAUUCUGCUACUUUUAAAAUGAGCCUUCAAAUCCUGGUGUGCUGGCUGCAUUGAUUGUCUCAAAGAGAGCAGGUAGAGAUGCACAGCAGAUGCACCCAGCAGGGCAGCUAAAUUUAUAUCUGGUGUGCCCUGUAAUAAACUUUGUUUUACAUGUGUGCAUCUUCCAAAGAAGGGAAUAAGCCAGGUAAGGGGAAAUUGAUGACUGUUUUAAUCAAACAUUUACAUCAUGGGCCAUUUGUUUUAUUAAAUAUUAUGUGAAAUCCCAUCUAACACUCACUUCUACUUAGAAUGAAGGUUACGUUACAGAAAAUCAACAUCUACUGAACGUAUUGGAGAACCUUUGAAUGAUAGACUGUUUGAAGGGGGAACAAUUCCAUUUCUGAAUGUGUUCUUUCUGUCUCUACUAUAGAAGCAAAUCUUUGUUCAUACACACAUCAAACAAAAAGUUGUUUUAAAACAGCUUAUCAAAAUGUACUGUUGCUUACAUUUAAGUGUUCCUAACUUCUUCUAUGUCCUAACCAGAAGGAAGGCCACUCUUACCAAGAUAUAAAGUUAACAAUAGAAAUUUAGAAUAUCAGUGCCUUAAUGAAAAUGUCCCUUCUUUCUUCAUAAAGACCAAGGCUUUAAAUGAUAAAGCUAAAUUCCAGAAACGUUUAAGGAGGAAACAGGGAGUCUAUAAACAAUCUAUAGUUAUCCAAAUCAGUAGUUUCUCCAUAUGGCCACUCCAAAUGUAUCAUGGAAAUGAGAACAAAUAGAAGAAAAAUACUGGAAACUUGUUUUCUAUUUUGUAGAUGGUCUUUAUUCUGGAGACUCUUAACCAGCCAACUGACAUGAGAAGUUAGCUGGAAGGAUAAAACUGCUAAGGAGUAUAAGAGUAACAGUCACCUGGGGACUGUAAGUGGAGAGGCUCCUUAUGGAGUGGUCAGCCAGGGAGAGAUCAGACCAGUUUUUGUGGAAAAAUGGUACUGGUUUUGUAUGAUUCUUUUCUUUCUGAUGAAUUGGAAUACCGAAAGUUGGAAUCAAGAGUUUGAAUUCUCAUUAAUAAAAAUGCCAACAUCAAGUGAUCAGCAUCUCAUUUGUUCUCUCCCAGUGUAUGAGAAUGUGGGUUUUUUUGGUGGAAAAUUCAAAUGUUACCCACAGUGUGUGGAUAUCUGUGAUUUAACAUUUUCUUUAAAAUGUUGGGCAAGAGCAGUUUUUAGAGUCUUCCUUGCUUAUUCCCAAAUCUGGCUGGAAUGACUGCUUUAGUGGAUGAUUCACUGAAAACACUGUGCCAGGAUGUUUUGCAGAUGAUAGAAACCAGAAACAAGAUAUAAUUGUAACAUAAUAAGAGCUGCAGAGGGGGAAAAUACUGUUGUUGAUUAUUGAUACAAAUUAAUCUGUUUUGGUUUGUUUUAAAGUACAGUUCAGGCAUGAAAAGCAGAAAAAUCUCAAUGUUGUUCAAGUCUUCUGCCACUACUUUAGAAGUGGCAACAGAUUCUUACUGCAUAGGCUGCCCUGUCUCAUUUGGGCUGUAGCUGCUGAUUGCAGCAAAUAAACAUAGUAACAUUUA
This is a messenger RNA of Pogoniulus pusillus (Red-fronted tinkerbird), 5282 nucleotides long. RefSeq names its product GEN1 Holliday junction 5' flap endonuclease (gene GEN1). Gene Ontology annotation, molecular function: four-way junction DNA binding; 5'-flap endonuclease activity. The record is from RefSeq and is a predicted model, not a curated record. Lineage: Eukaryota; Metazoa; Chordata; Aves; Piciformes; Lybiidae. The transcript has 14 exons. The coding region runs from base 427 to 3285 and encodes 952 amino acids.